Molecule: messenger RNA, 1368 nt
Organism: Cladophialophora immunda
Lineage: Eukaryota; Fungi; Ascomycota; Eurotiomycetes; Chaetothyriales; Herpotrichiellaceae
Exons: 3
Coding region: 4-1368 (454 amino acids)
Biological process (GO): secondary metabolite biosynthetic process
Molecular function (GO): FAD binding
Source: RefSeq, a predicted model, not a curated record
ACCAUGCCUCCUGCUGAACGCCUUUCGAGGAUCACCAAACACUUGAAAACACCACAAACUAAAUCCAGCAAAAUGCCCGCAUCCAAGAACUUCGAGAUCGCAAUUAUUGGAGGUGGCAUCGCAGGAGUCACUCUUGCCAUAGCACUCUACCACCGCCAAAUCCCCGUCACGAUAUAUGAACAGGCGCCGCAGUUCGGCGAGAUUGGUGCUGGUGUUUCGUUUUCCCCGAAUGCAGUACAGGCGAUGAAAUUAUGCCACGACGGCGUCUAUGAGGCGUUUGAGAAAGUCUGCACGCGCAAUGUGUGGCCUGAGAAAAAGUACGUCUGGUUCGACUACCUCGACGGUUAUACGGGCCCAAAUCCGGGCCAAGAGAGGCAGGACAUCGCAUUCUCGAUCAAGAACUCUUUGGGUCAGAAUGGCGUCCAUCGUGCGCAUUACCUGGAUGAGAUUGUCAAACUGGUCCCCAAGGAAAUUGCCCGGUUCGGCAAGAAGCUCGCCAAUAUCACCGAAAACGAAACCAGCGGGAAGCUGGUCAUGAAGUUCGAGGAUGGAUCAACUGCCGAAGCCGAUGCCGUGAUAGGGUGUGAUGGUAUCAAGUCGCGCGUUAGGCAGAUCAUUGUCGGGAAAGACCACCCCAGUGCGCAACCGAGCUAUACUCACAAGUAUGCCUAUCGAGGGCUUGCACGGAUGGAGGACGCGAUCGAAGCAGUGGGCGAGGAGCUCGCCAUGAAUGCUUGCAUGCAUAUGGGUCCCGAUGGCCACGUGUUGACUUUCCCGGUCAACCAUGGCAAGACACUGAAUAUUGUCGCCUUCAGAACGAGUCCAGAAGACUGGCCCGACUCCCAGCGACUGACGAGACCAGCGAAGAGGGAGGAAGCUUUGAGAGAUUUCAGCGAAUAUGGCUCGAAUGUCAUCAAACUCUUAAACUUAACCAAGCCUGACUUGGACGUGUGGGCAAUUUUUGACCUGGGGGACAACCCUGUACCUACUUUCCACAAAGGUCGCACAUGCAUCGUUGGAGACGCGGCUCACGCCACAAGUCCUCAUCACGGUGCAGGAGCCGGCUUCUGCAUCGAGGAUUCUGCCGUUCUUGCCGCUCUACUCUCAGAUGAACUGGUCCAGUCACCAUCAGACCUCGACGCCGUAUUCGCAACCUUCACUGCUCGGCGCAAAGAGCGAGGGCAGUGGCUCGUUCAGAGCAGCAGGUGGAUCGGCGACUGCUAUGAGUGGCGCGCCGAGGGUAUAGGGAGAGAUUUCGCGAAAAUUGAAAGAGAGAUAAAUGAGAGGAAUGGAAUUAUUGCGAAUGUGGAUGUGGAUGAAAUGUGCAGGGAAGCCAAGGAGGAGCUGGAGAGGAGACUCGGAGCGUGA